This is a messenger RNA of Dracunculus medinensis (Guinea worm), 192 nucleotides long. Lineage: Eukaryota; Metazoa; Nematoda; Chromadorea; Rhabditida; Dracunculidae. The record is from the annotation of a GenBank genome assembly.
AUUAUUGAAUCAAUUUCGCUUUUUUUGAUUCAGUUCAUUUUUCUGGGAGUGCUUGCAGCCUCCAACUCCUUGAUAAAUUUGGAUUUGAUGAGUUAUUGCCAGCUUGGCUAUACUGCUCUUUCGUACAAUUUAUAUGGUUGCUACUGUGGAAUUGGUGGUUCAGGAAAACCAAUUGAUGGAAUUGAUGAGUAG